Molecule: messenger RNA, 1200 nt
Organism: Alternaria incomplexa
Lineage: Eukaryota; Fungi; Ascomycota; Dothideomycetes; Pleosporales; Pleosporaceae
Exons: 1
Coding region: 1-1200 (399 amino acids)
Source: RefSeq, a predicted model, not a curated record
AUGCAUGUUGCAAAGACCAUCAAAGUACUGUUCCUCCUAACGAAUCAUUUGAUCGCCGCGUAUACCCCCAGCGAAGCCACUUUACUUUCGCAACGUGUCCACAGGGGUACGGCAUCCGAUCUCGAUAUCUCACAGCCAGGCUCCGUGCUGGGCCGCGAAGCUCGAUUUCCCUUAGUUAACAGACAAGCGGGAAAUGGAGAGAGCUGUGAAAGAAAGGCUCGAUGCAAGAAGAACAAGAUUCGAGACCCGUCCGACCCGACCAAAUGCAUCAAGUGCCCACCGCUCAUGAAGUCGGAUCCCACGAAGACAGUAUGCAUCAGAGACAAAGAUGUGAGUGAGGAGGACAAGAAGAAAACCUACGAAGACAAAAUCAAGGAGAAGAUCAAGGAAAAGUUUGAGAAGUUCAAGGACAUGAUCAAAGAGCGCCUGGAGAAAAAGAAAGAAGAAAAGAACAAGGAGUGGGAGGAAAAGGACAAACAGAGACGAUCUGGAAGAAACCAGAAAAAGUUUCGCCGUAUGGCUGUAUGUCUUCCUCUUACUGCCGCUGCCAUUGGUACGGAGGCCAUGCUUGAGAUGGCUGACGGCGGCUUCUCAUUGGACUUGCUGGACAGCAUCAACGGGGAUAUGCUUGAAGUAUGGCCUGGUCCUGAUAUCGACGACGAAUGGCUGGAAAACGCGGUGCCUGACGAUGAGAGCGAUAUCGUUCAAGAAGACUUUGCGAAAGGAUUUCUGGAGGUUGGCGACGCGGCUGCUGAGAAUGCAAAGCGAUCUAUGGAGAAAAGAGACGGCACCACCGACAUCAACUCCACCGACAUCAACUCCACCAACAUCAACUCCACCGACAUCAACUCCACCAACAUCAACUCUACCGACAUCAACUCCACCAACAUCAACUUCACCAACAUGAACUCGACUUCACCGCAAGAAAGCCCAUCUACUGAAAAACGAAACUUUAUCAACGCCAUUGCCAACCUGUUCAGGUCGGCUGUCGAUGCUGUUAUAUCCGUAGCUAAGGCAAUUUCCAGAACGGCCGGAGCGGCUGCCCGUGCUACGAAAUUCUUCUCCAAUGGUCGAAAACCAAAUUUGAAGCAGCCAGGUGAGUCGAAGUGGUCUCGUGCACAGCAGUUAGACAAGGCCAAAGAAAUAUCGAAGAACAAGAAUUGGACAAGAUGCCUUCGAGGUGAGAAGGCUGAGAAGUAA